AAAAACUCUUGUUAUCAUAAUUUAUAAAUAACAAUCCAAAAUCCUCAAUAUUUCUCUAGAAAAAUGAUAACUUUCCCAAAAUAAUAGGUUUUGGAAAAUUUAUUUAAACAUUAUAACUUAUUGAUCAAAAAUUCUAAAAGCAUACCUAUCUAUCAACAAAAACUCUUUUUAUCCUAAUUUCUAAAUCAUAAUCUCAAAUCUAAAAUAUUUAUCAACAAAAUGACAACUUUAUAAAAAUAGUAGGUUUAGGAAAGUUUAAUUUAAAAUGAUAACCUGUUGAUAAAAAGUUAUAAAACCAUAUCCAGCUAUCAAAAAACUCUUGUUAUACUAAUUUCUAAAUCUACAAUAUUUUUAUUUUAAAAUGAUAUAUUUCUAAAAAUAGCAGUUCUUAGAAAUUUUAUUUAUGAAUAUAUAUUAAAAAUUAUAUUAGUAUUACUGAUUUUUUAGUUUAUAAAUUAUAAAUAUAUUAUAUGUAUCCCGUAGUUACACUGUUUAUUAUACUUGUUACCAUUUACAUUUUGUUUUUAACCGCUUCUUUUAGAUGAACUGUACUUGUCUCGCAGUAUUCGUUUUUCUAUCAUAAACCGCACCGCACCACACCACCCAAUCCGCUUGUUCCGCACCACUCAAUCCGCUGUUACCAUUCGGAAUCAUAGAUUGGAGACUCAUUAUUUGGAUCUUGAGAUUGCUUUGUUGUUGGUUUUGAGUUUAGUAUAUAAACCAUUGGAGACUCUUUUUUUUUUUGAAAUUAGUCUCCGUUUGAAUAUUAUAAAUUUAGGUGUGAGUUUUGAGUUGAGUUAUUCUGGAUCUGAAUAAGUUCGGUUCUGAUGUAUAGGAACCUAAAAAUAUCUAAAUAACAAAUGUAUCUAAAAAGUGGAUCUAAAAAGUGUUCGGAUAUUUGUACCAAAAAUAACCAUAUUACCCGAUUCGGUUUAAAUCUUUUGAAUACAACACAAAUUAUGAAAACCAAAUAUCAAUGUAUAAAAAUAUGACAACCAUAACCCGCACGACAUGGAAAGGAAAGAGACACACCUUCUCUUCGUCCCUAAAGUUUCCAUUAUUUAGUUUGACCACAAUUGAAUAUUUUAGCUUCCCAUAUUAGCUUUGACCUUUUCCCUCUUCCAGGAAACCUACAACACACGACAUGGAACACCAUUUCACAUCAUUAUUAACACAUUCAAAAAGUCAACUUUCCGCUUCAGAUCUGGAAUCCUAACAAAGUGGUAAACGAGAAGGAGAAGGGGUUUAGGAGUUUGAUAAUAAAAAAAAUGGACUUGCUUCGCAAAUUGUUCAACCGCAAAACUCCAGAUGGUUUACACGAGAUAUGCGACCAAGUGUUCGUCUUCGGCAGCUGCCUCUCCACCGAUUCUUUGGAAGAAGAGAAGUACAAAACUUAUCUGACGGGAGCUGUCAACCAGCUACAAGAGCACUUCCCUGAUGCAUCCUCUCUUGUCUUUAACUUCCGUGAUGUGGUGGAUACUCGGAGUGUGGUGGCUGAUGUCUUGUCAGAACACGGCUUGUCCGUAAUGGAUUAUCCUCGCCACUACCAAGGCUGCUCAUUAUUGCCUGUGAAAGUUAUGAAAAAAUUUCUUUGUUACUGUGACAGCUGGCUCUCACUAGGCCCAAGUGAAUUGAUACUAUUGCAUUGUGAACGAGGGGCUUGGCCGCUUCUAGCUUUCAUGCUAGCUGCACUCCUUAUUUACCGGAAGCAAUACAGUGAUGAGUACAAGACCUUGGAUAUGAUCUGCAAGAAGGCUCCCGUUGAGCUUAUGCAUUUGUUCUCGCCCUUGAACCCUAUUCCUUCUCAGCUUCGGUAUCUACAGUAUGUGUCGAGAAGGACUAUGGUCUCUGAAUGGCCUCCAACGGAAAGGGCUCUCACCGUGGAUUGUGUUAUGUUGAGAUGUCUUCCUGAUGUUAGUGGACAAGGAAGCUUUCUUCGCCCAGUCUUUAGAGUAUACGGUCAGGAUCCCCUUUUUGUAGAUGAUGAUAAAAAGCCUGAGCUCUUGUACUCAAGUGCCAAGAAAGGGAAACAUCUUAAAAUCUACAAGCAGCUCUUUUCAAACAAGGUAGAACUAGUCAAGAUUGACGACAUCAAAUGUCAUGUGCAAGGUGAUAUCGUGAUUGAAUGCCUCAGUAAUGACAUGGAGGUCAUGAUGUUUCGAGCGGUUUUCAACACAGCUUUUAUCAGAUCAAAUAUUUUGACGCUCAACCGUGAUGAGGUUGACACAUUAUGGGAUAUAAAAGAACAGUUUCCAAAGGGGUUCGGAGUUGAGAUUCUCUUCUCGGAUAUGGAUGAUGACUCGUCUGUUGAUUUGACGGAGAAAGUUGGUCUUCCAGUAGAAGCUUUUUCCAACGUUCAUGAGUUCUUCAAUCAAGUUGCUCCCAAUGAUGUGCCUUCCCCUCUUGGACAACCGGUGAGGUCACCUCCUCCAGUGUCUAAAUCAGACAAAACAACUGCAUUACCUCCACCACCACCACCACCACCACCACCACCUCCUCCUCCUCCUCCUCCAAUGCAGCAUUCAGACCAGAAGACAGCCUCUAGAGUUUUCCCGCCUAUACCACACCCAGAACUAGCUACAGCUGCCUCUCCUCCCCCUCCCCCUCCUCCUCCCCCAGUUCACAACAAAAGUCCAUAAUAUAUAUAUAUAUAUAUAUAUAUUUUUUUUUUAAGUCCAUAAUAUUAUGCUUAACUAAUUAUAAUACAUAAAAAAAAUUUGUCCAAGGGUCCAAUAUAGUUUUAAGCCGGUACUGCUUCUUCCCCUCUUCCUCCUCCUCCCCCAACACCUCCACGGCUUCAUACUUCUUCUACCACUUAAUGUUUAUCUCUUGAGAUCUUUAUUUUCAGCUUUAUCUUCAUUGUAUGUCAGAUUUUGUGUAUUUUAUUCAUGCUUUCUUCCGUGGGAUCAACUGGCCUCUCAUACGGUAUGACUAAACCAACGUAUAGUUUUUAUAUAUCUUCUUGUGUUUUGUUGGGCUAACAUAUCUCUUUCUUAUUAUUUGAGGAGCAUUAAAAAUAAAUAACCUUUAGUUCAUGUGUU
This is a messenger RNA of Brassica rapa (field mustard), 3041 nucleotides long. RefSeq names its product formin-like protein 13. The record is from RefSeq and is a predicted model, not a curated record. Lineage: Eukaryota; Viridiplantae; Streptophyta; Magnoliopsida; Brassicales; Brassicaceae.